GUCGUUCUUCACCCCCCCAAAUCUGUGCUGCAUCACUAGCUCUCAUUAUGCUGUGCUCAGUAGCCCAGUGCGUUCUCCGCCUCUGCUAGGCAGUGGCAGCAUGGAUGGUGCUCUUGUGACGACCUCUGCUGAUGCUAUCAGUCCACUGCGGAUAGGCAUGCUGAGUAAUCCUGCUGUAAAUGGGCGAGGACACGGACACACGAAAAAUUAACCACAGCUUUCUUCGAGACCACAACUAUGUGACUGAAGAUAUCAUCUGCUGGCUGCAGAGGGGGUGGAUUCAACUUCCUUCUGGAGCCUGAGCUUAUCACUUGAGGAAGAUCUUGCUUUCUGCUGCAUCCCAAAGGCAACAUGGAAGGGGAGAGCAUCUAUGAGGUUGAUUCUGGAGAUGGACUAGGAGCUGAUAUUAUUUCUACAGUUGAGUUCAACCACACUGGAGAACUGCUGGCUACUGGUGACAAGGGAGGUCGGGUUGUUAUAUUCCAAAGGGAACCUGAGAGUAAAAAUGAGCCUUACAAUCAGGGGGAGUACAAUGUUUACAGCACUUUCCAGAGCCAUGAACCUGAAUUUGAUUAUUUGAAGAGCUUGGAGAUUGAAGAAAAAAUAAACAAGAUCAAGUGGUUACCACAGCAAAAUGCAGCUCACUCACUUUUAUCAACAAAUGAUAAAACAAUCAAGUUAUGGAAAAUUACUGAAAGAGAUAAGAGACCAGAGGGGUACAACUUAAAAGAUGAAGAAGGGAAACUUAAAGAUCUUUCUACAGUAACAUCACUGCAGGUGCCUGUACUGAAACCUAUGGAUUUGAUGGUAGAAGUCACUCCCCGGAGAAUCUUUGCUAAUGGUCAUACCUAUCACGUCAACUCAAUAUCUGUCAACAGUGACUGUGAGACAUACAUGUCAGCAGAUGAUCUCAGGAUUAACCUCUGGCAUUUAGCAAUCACAGAUAGGAGCUUCAACAUUGUAGAUAUAAAGCCAGCCAAUAUGGAGGACCUGACAGAAGUGAUUACAGCCUCUGAGUUUCAUCCCCAUCACUGCAAUCUCUUUGUCUACAGCAGCAGCAAAGGAUCCCUGAGACUCUGUGACAUGAGGGCAUCAGCUCUCUGUGACAAACAUUCCAAGCUUUAUGAAGAGCCAGAAGACCCCAGUAACAGAUCAUUUUUUUCAGAAAUUAUCUCUUCAGUGUCAGAUGUCAAAUUCAGUCACAGCGGCAGGUAUAUGCUAACAAGGGAUUACCUCACUGUCAAGGUUUGGGAUCUGAACAUGGAAACUAAGCCUGUAGAAACAUACCAGGUCCAUGAUUACCUUAGGAGCAAGUUGUGUUCCCUCUAUGAAAAUGACUGCAUCUUUGACAAGUUUGAAUGUGCAUGGAAUGGAUCAGACAGUGUGAUAAUGACAGGUGCGUACAACAACUUCUUCCGGAUGUUUGAUCGGAACACCAAGCGGGACGUGACCUUGGAGGCCUCGCGGGAGAGCAGCAAGCCGCGAGCUAUUCUUAAGCCCCGGAGAGUCUGCGUCGGGGGCAAGCGGAGGAAAGAUGACAUCAGCGUUGACAGUUUGGACUUUACCAAGAAGAUCUUGCACACAGCGUGGCACCCGACCGAGAACAUCAUUGCUAUAGCAGCGACAAACAAUCUGUACAUAUUUCAGGAUAAAGUGAACUCAGAAAUGCACUAGUUAUCAAUAGCCCUCUCUCUUUACAGACCAGCCUCUUGAGAGUUGUAGGAGGAUGUGAUCUUCACAAAAAUUGUGGGCUUCUGUGGUGGGAUUUGUAGGUUGCAUCCUUUCAUCCCUCAGCCUGUAUCAUUACUGGUGGCAAGCCAACUAUUUUCCAUCACUGCAACUGUAUGAGUAAAAGGCACGACUGCAAAUCCA
Dryobates pubescens (Downy woodpecker) is the source of this 1872-nucleotide messenger RNA. It is a transcript of the gene PPP2R2C, whose product is annotated as protein phosphatase 2 regulatory subunit Bgamma. The transcript is spliced from 10 exons. Gene Ontology annotation, cellular component: cytosol; protein phosphatase type 2A complex. Bases 352 to 1674 code for a protein of 440 amino acids. NCBI's taxonomy places the organism in Eukaryota, Metazoa, Chordata, Aves, Piciformes, Picidae. Gene Ontology annotation, biological process: peptidyl-serine dephosphorylation. The record is from RefSeq and is a predicted model, not a curated record. Gene Ontology annotation, molecular function: protein binding; protein phosphatase regulator activity.